Molecule: messenger RNA, 489 nt
Organism: Geosmithia morbida
Lineage: Eukaryota; Fungi; Ascomycota; Sordariomycetes; Hypocreales; Bionectriaceae
Product: ubiquitin-conjugating enzyme E2 D
Exons: 1
Coding region: 1-489 (162 amino acids)
Source: RefSeq, a predicted model, not a curated record
AUGACCAAAAAAAAACCCCCCAAAAAAAAACAGGAAUUCUCCGAGCUCUCCACCUCUCCACCGGAAGGCUACACCAUCUCCCUAGCCCCGUCCGAGACCCUACACACAUGGCACCUGACGCUCCGACCGCCGACGACGACGCCCUUCCACCCGGGCAUCUUCGGCAUCGUCCUCUCCCUCCCUGUUGACUACCCUUUCAAGCCGCCCAUCGUCAAGUUCGUCACGCGCAUCUACCACCCCAACGUGACCAACGACAGCCUGGGAAACGUCUGCCUGGCCAUACUGAAACCAGAGAACUGGAAGCCCAGCACAAAGAUUGCCGCCGUGCUCGACAGCAUCCGCAACCUCCUCGUCGAACCUCAGCCCGACGACCCCCUAGAGGAGCGCAUCGCUCACGAGUACAGGGCUGAUAGGGAAGGGUGGGAGGCCAAUGUUGCUACUUACGUUGAAAAAUAUGCUUCCAAGGAGCCAGAAUUUCCGCCCGCAUAG